Messenger RNA from Poecilia reticulata (guppy), 3476 nucleotides. The record is from RefSeq and is a predicted model, not a curated record. Lineage: Eukaryota; Metazoa; Chordata; Actinopteri; Cyprinodontiformes; Poeciliidae.
GGCGGUAGACAGCACAUCAUGCUUUACUUCCUCAAACAAAGAAUGAGCUAACGUCCAAUCAAACAAGACCUCAGUUUUGAAUGUGAGCUGAUACCGAAAAAACUACAACACCGAUACCAGUUUUUCGGGUCAGGUUUGCAAUUUGGGACUUCGCCCCCUGUUUUGGCUCAUCAUCCGUUUUCAAGCCCCAGCCAUCUUUUUUCGACAGUUGUUUCAUGGGAACCCAGGAGGGAGAGAGAAACUGGGUUGAUGUGGCAAACAAUCUGCUCAGCAGGUGUAACAUAAACCUGAAGUUGAGCACACUGUCGGAGUGCGGUCCGGAUGUUUUCGUCACUUUGUACAAGACUAUCCUUGGGGAGACGGUUCCAGAUUAUAUUGCCUCAGCGAACAGUCAAGAGGACGAUGUCCACAACGUUCAGUCUGUGAUCGACUCUCUGUCUCUGGAUUACCUUCAGAUCAGCCUCUCACACAUCACAGGAGAAAAUGUUGUCAGCGGAGACAAAGAGUCGAUCAAGAACCUCCUGGAAAUCUUUGACGGCCUCCUGGAAUACCUCAACGAGGAGCUGAACGAGGAGACGCAGAACGGUGGCACGCAUGAACCUAAUGAGGAUGAAGCUGAUGAGAGCAAGAAGCCGGCCAACCUGGAGACGCAGCAGGAGAGGAGAUCAGUUUCACCCAGUGUAGAAAACUCGGAGGAAACUGGAUCGGCUAGUGAGCUUAAAGGAUCGGAUCAGACGCUUACGGCCAAACAACAAGAACCGGCCGUCCCUCCUCUGACAUCAGGCGCCGUCGACGUUGAGGGAGCGCCACACCAGGACCAGAUGUUCUCCGCCAUCCCUUUGCAGCCGCCCAGCCAGCGGGACACGCCCCACGCUCCCGGCCACCCCCUCAGAGCCGCUUCCCUCAGUCAGGGAUCCACCGAGGAGACCAAUCCUGACAUAACACGGGUUGAGGUCUCUAAAGUGACAACAGAGACUCUGACCAACGGGAUCAUGUCCCCGGUGGAUUGCCUGUCUUCGGGUGGAAGCGACGACUCUGCCUCCAGUGGGCGGCGGAUUGCGGCAGAGAUGGAGGGAGAGACACUGGAGCCGACCAACGGGGGUCCGAGGAGGGUGUUGUUCCGCACCCAGCCCAAUGUGCUUUUUCUCAACCUGCGGGACGAGGUGUCGGCCAUCACGCCUUCGCCGCCAGACACCGAUGAGGACGGGGAAGUUCUGAGUUGUAUCCAAAGAUUUAAGGACCGAGGAACAAGUCUCAGAACAAGCACAGACAUCAGCAGGACGGUACCGGAGAGUUCAGAAGAGUCUCUGGCUUAUCGAAGAAAAAGGAACAAGGAGGCGGAAGAGGAGCUGCAUCACAUAUCUGAGAACCUCUCUCAUCGCCUGGAGGAGCUGGAUCUGAUGCUGAAACGAGUCCUGGGAGAAAGCGACGGGUCCCACAGCAGCAGCGGCGGCGUCAAGAGGACCCGUCGGAAGCACACAGAAAAAUCUGAUCCUGACAAGCGGAAGGCCUCCACCUCUCCUCGUCCGGAAUGUCGCUCCUCACACGGCCAGCUGGAGGAGGCCAUGGCGGAGGCGCUGAGCCUGGAUGACGGAAAACAAACGAACCUGCAAGUUCCUCAUCAUUCGAAACGAGGCGAGUCGCACCACAGGCCGUCUCAGAGGAAGCAUCUGGAAAGUGAAGCUUACGAAGAGGAGCUGAGAAGGUGUGAAGAGAGGGAACGAACUGAAAUCCAAAUGGCACGCAGAGGAGCUCAGAAGGCUGAGCGAGAGUACAGAGAGGCCAUUCUGAGAGACGUUUCUCCAUCACCCAAACCAUCUCCUGGCAAAACAAAGACUCAACAAAAAGCACAAACAGCAGCACAGAGACGCUUCGAGGUGCCCAGGAAAACUUCAUCUUUGAGAAUAAAGGAGAACGAGUUGCUCCCUUUGCUGCGGGAGGAGCUGCCUCACCUUCUUGUCUCUCCUCACGCUUUGGGUCGAAUGUGGGAGCAGCAGAUGCAGCAGGUGGACGGGCUGCACGCCGUGUCGUCCUCACGCGAUCCACAUCAUCACAAACUCUGCAAGCAGCUGGAGGAAGCUCAGAGGAAACACGACCUGCUGGUGGAUCUGGUGAACAGAGACCAGGACCACAACAGGCGGCUGAGGGAGUUUAAGGAGCGGAUCCAGAAGCAGAAGUCGGUGCAGAGCAAACUGCGGGAGCAGCGGCAGCAGAUCGCCCGGGCCAAGAAGUACCACAACGACUACCAUGUGCAGCACCGCGCCCGCCUGAUGAGGGCGCGCACCAAGGAGGAGAAGAUGUUUCGGCAGCUGUUCGAGGAAGGUCUGGAGCUACAGAAACUCCGGCUGAGGGAGCAGAGAGCUUAUGCCAAGGAGCAGCAGCUGGAGCACCAGAGACGACAGCAGGACCAGUUCGAGUCCUUGGAGAACUACUACAAGGAUCAGUUUUCAUUACUCGCUGAGAAACUCGCACAUGAGCGGGAGGAGAUCCAGGUUCGGAAAAAAGCUCAAGAAAAGGCUCUGCUGAAAAUGAAGCGAGAGCUGCGCUCCCGGAUGGAGCGCGAAAUAAGAGACCUGCAGAAAAUCAUCAUCCAGAACGACGAGGAUGACCACUUCCAGAACCUGGAGGUCCAGAGGCUGCGCAACCAGGUCCAGAUGGCCUCCUUCCAGUACAACACCAGCUAUCUCCACUGAGCGGGACAAAAAAAACGAAGCCGGCUCAGGUCCAAAUUGGCAUUUGCAUUGAAGGAAAGAGCCGUGUCCGAUUUCUGCUAUUCGCAACUUAACGGUACAAGAAUCUAAUGCACAAACCGUCUCAGGCAUCUUUAUUAUUUUUUUUAGAUUUGCACAGAAAAGAACGUGACCGUUGUGAGAGCGUAAUGUGAGUUUUGUUGUUGAGGAAUUUUACACACACUGACAAAAUGUAGCUCUAACUCAUGUAGCUAACUGUUCCUCUCACCUCUGCUGCUACACCUGAACUUCAGACACUUUGGACCAAGUCCUCCUCCUCUGGUUUAACAACGUGUUGAAUGAUAACGUUUUACCUUCCCCACUGCGGUCGUCGUGUGCUUUUAUUGUAAAAUAGUGACUUGUUCCUCCUGUUGCCAAAUAAGGACCACAGACACAGAGUUGAUAAUAUUGUCACACUGAUGAGUCUUAAGGUUUUCUUCCUUUUACAUGAAAUGUCUUCCUUUUAAUACUUUAACCAUGCAAGUGGAUUAUUUAUUUAAUGUUUGAUUUUUAAUUAACCUGGACUGAUGUCUUAAUCGCCAGGGGCAACGAUAAUCGGUCUGUUUGUGACUUCACUUUAACCUCUGCUUGAUUGUGACUCUUUUCUACUUUUAACCAAAUCCUGAAACGUGAUGAAUCAAUGAUUGUGCCAGCUGAACACCACAUGGAGUGUUUUUGUAAUCCUGGAGCAAACAUGUGUCCCCCACCCUAACAUCCAUUAAAUGUGUGGAAUCACUGGUGGAAAAA